UCUCGGAUUUCUCUAUAUCGCCGCCACUAGGGGCGCCGUUCGCCACCACCCACAUGUUGAUGCCGUCGCCAGUUCUCUGUCGGAACUCCCUUCUCCUCCACUCCCAGCCCUGCAGCCGGAGGCCCUCCCUCUCUCCCCAGCUCUGUUCGCAACCCACGGUCACCAGCUCUCCCCAGCGCCAUCGUGCUCCUCCCGAGCCACCACUCCACGCCAAGCAACCACCACGACCACCCUUCUCGGCUGAAGCUCACACAGAUGAGGUGUUUGCUCAAAUUACUUUGAUUCCAGAGGCAGAGCAAGACAAGCCAAGUUUGGAGGAUGAAAAUGAUGUGUCUUUGCCUCAAAGAACCAGUCUAUGCUCCUAUGUCAAGAAACUCACUGCCUCUGACACGAGCACGCAUGGUGGAUUCUCUGUUCCCAAGCGACAAGCUCAAGAGUGCUUCCCUCCUCUGGACAUGUCUCAGCAACCGUCUGCACAGGAACUGAUUGUCAAAGACUUGCAUGGGCUUGAAUGGUGCUUUCGCCAUAUUUGUCGUGGUAUAUUUAGUAAGCCGGGAUUUUUUUGUGAGCAUCACGCCCUGAAAUAA
Juglans regia (Persian walnut) is the source of this 587-nucleotide messenger RNA. Its product is annotated as auxin response factor 2-like. Bases 54 to 587 code for a protein of 177 amino acids. Gene Ontology annotation, biological process: regulation of DNA-templated transcription; response to hormone. Gene Ontology annotation, molecular function: DNA binding. The transcript is spliced from 4 exons. The record is from RefSeq and is a predicted model, not a curated record. Lineage: Eukaryota; Viridiplantae; Streptophyta; Magnoliopsida; Fagales; Juglandaceae.